CAUAUGCUAGCACGUGUCAUUCCACUAUUUGCAAUUUGUUCCAGCUAGUGUUUUAGUGCCGUCCUUUACCAACACUAGUUCAGUUGCGCGUCGUUCGUCCAAAGUGGCGCGUUAAUUAAUAAAUUGUUUAAAACAAAGUGUUGAAGAUCUACUGAAAGCCGUUAAAUGGAAGGAAAAUCAAUAGUUAGCAGGCAGGAGCCGGUGCUGCGCAUAGAUACAAAUGCGCGUCGCAAUUUUAUCAAAUUCCACAAGAAGCUCGGCGAGAAACCGAGCACAACCGUCAGAUUUUAUGAUCAAACCGAUUGCUAUACAGUGCACGGCAGCGAUGACUGCGAGCAGGUGGCCAAAAUUGUUUACAAAUCCACGGCAUAUGUGCACAAGCUGCUGCCGGACGACAAACAGGAGACGCUGCAGUAUGUGGCCAUGUCCAAGGUUAACUUCGAGCUGGCCGUGCGUGAACUGCUACUCGUGCGCAAUUUGCGUGUCGAGGUUUAUGUUAAACACGAUGAUUGGCAGCUGGAAUACCGCGGCUCUCCGGGCAAUCUGCUUCAAUUCGAAGACAUUUUGUUUGCCAAUAAGGAGGUGCUCGUGGGCAACAGCAUAAUGUCGCUGCAAAUCAAAUUGGAGGGCGGUACACAGCGGCGUGUGGGCGUGGCCGCUGUCGAGCAAAACGAUUGCACAUUCCAGCUGUUCGAGUUUGUGGACGAUGACUUCUUUACCGAACUGGAAGCCACCGUGGUGCUGUUAGGGCCUAAAGAAUGCCUCUUGCCGGCAGCGGAUGGCGAAUACGCGGCUGUAAAGGCCUUGCUGGAGCGCAAUGGUGUCAUGAGUACGGUGUCCAAACGGGGCAGCGCCGCUGAGCGCAAUGAUCUGCUGCAGGACCUGAAUCGCCUGCUGCGCUUUGCCAAGGGCCAGCAGGAGGAUGCGAACGGACUGAAGGAACUGCAAAUGAAAUUGGCAGCCGAGGCAUUGCGUGUGGCCAUCAAGUAUUUGGAUUUAAUUAACGACGCCGGCAACUUGGGGCACUACGAACUCAAGCAGUUGGAUCUGAAGCGCUUUGUGCAUUUGGACUCCGCUGCUGUGGCCGCUCUCAAUUUAAUGCCUAAUCCGGGCACACAUCCAUCCAUGCCGUCGUAUCGCUGGCAGAGCAUAUUGGGCGUCCUGGAUCAUUGUCGAACGCCGCAGGGCCAUCGUCUGAUGGCUCAGUGGGUGAAGCAGCCGUUGCGCAGCUCAGAGAUACUCAACGAUCGACAUAACAUCGUGCAGUGCCUGCUGGAGUCGCCAGAGACACUAGACACGCUGAGUCUGGACUAUUUGAAGCGUAUACCAGAUAUCCUAAUGCUCACCAAAAAACUGAUGCGUCGCAAGGCAAAUUUACAGGAUCUAUUUCGCAUUUAUCAGGUCAUUUUGCGCACGCCGAAAAUUCUACAGUUGCUGCUGACUCUGGGAAACAGCACAGUGCAGAGUGUGCUCUGUGCGCCCUUCAAAAGUUUUCUGGAAGAUCUAACAGGUCUGAAGCAGAUGGUAGAGCAGGUGGUUGACUUUGAGGCCAUUGAGAAGGGCGAGUAUUUGGUAAAGAGCACAUUCGAUAGUCGCCUAAUGAAUCUACAGGACACCAUGACAGAGUUAUAUGGCAAAAUGGAAAAAAUACGCAACAAAUGCAGCGAGGAACUUGAUCUGGAUGGCAAACUCGUCAAGUUGGAAAACGUAGCCAAGUUGGGUUAUCAUUUGCGCACCACAAUCAAAGAUGAUUCGGUGCUGCGCAAGAACAAAAACUUUCGUAUUGUGGAUGUGAUUAAGGGCGGUGUACGCUUCACCUCCGACAAGCUGGAAGGCUAUGCAGAUGAGUUCACCAGUUUCCGCACGCGUUACGAGGAGCAACAGCAGUCAAUUGUCGAGGAGAUCAUCCAAGUGGCCGUGGGCUAUGCAGCGCCGCUAACUUCAUUAAAUAAUGAGCUCGCCCAGCUGGAUUGUUUGGUCAGUUUUGCCAUAGCAGCACGUAGCGCUCCAACGCCCUAUGUGCGGCCAAAGAUGCUGCCCGAGGGCGCUGGCCAGCUGCUGCUCGAGGAUGUGCGUCAUCCGUGCCUUGAGCUGCAAGAGCAUGUUAGCUUCAUAGCCAAUAGCGUGGAUUUUGAGAAGGAUAUUUGCAACAUGUUCAUCAUAACCGGUCCAAAUAUGGGCGGAAAAAGCACCUAUAUACGCUCUGUGGGCACAGCUGUUCUAAUGGCCCAUGUUGGCGCCUUUGUGCCUUGCAGUGUAGCUAACAUCAGCAUGGUUGACUCCAUACUGGGACGCGUUGGCGCCAGUGACAAUAUUAUUAAGGGCCUGAGCACAUUUAUGGUGGAGAUGAUUGAAACUUCUGGCAUUAUCAGGACCGCAACGGAUAAAUCGCUGGUGAUCAUCGAUGAGCUGGGACGCGGCACAUCCACCUAUGAGGGCUGCGGCAUAGCCUGGUCCAUAGCCGAGCAUCUGGCCAAGCAAACAAAAUGCUUUACACUUUUUGCUACGCACUUCCACGAGAUAACCAAGCUGGCCGAAACGCUGUCCACGGUGAAGAACUGUCACAUGGCUGCCGUUGCAGACGACGAUAACUUUACGCUGCUGUACCAGGUGCGACCUGGUGUAAUGGAGAAGAGCUUUGGCAUACAGGUGGCACGACUGGCCAAUUUUCCCGAGCACGUGGUGCAAAAUGCCCAAGAGGUGUACAACGAAUUCGAGGAUGAGCACGCGGGCAAACAGAACGAGGCGGAUAAAGCGCUGUUGGACAAAAUACAAGUGGCCAUAGAGCAGCUAUCGACGGCUGGCAACAAUACUGAGAUCAAUGUGGAGGAUCUGACACAGCUGGUGGCACAAUUUGCCAAGGAUAUUAAGCAGCUGGACAGUGAUUAUUUUAAGUCUGUGUUAGCCAGCAGCGAGGCCUAGGCCAAGCCGUGCUGAUUAGCUGUAAAGAAGAGAUUAUAAAUUCUAUAUAGUAUUCAUAAACAAGAGCCUUCCAUCCAUCAAGUCUUAUACAUUUAUUAUUUAAACAUUUAUUGGUCUUUUGUUUCUUAUUAGCUGUAAAAUUGUUUUUUUUUUUCUUUUUCAUUUAGUGAAUAAGAUUUGUGUCUCAGUUUUAAACCGUUUCUGUUUUAAACACCAAAAUUUUGCCGCACUAAUGCAUUGCGCUAAUGAAAUCAUAAAUAAUUUCUUUAAUUUACUUUUUAAAUUUUAUCUU
Drosophila hydei is the source of this 3214-nucleotide messenger RNA. RefSeq names its product DNA mismatch repair protein spellchecker 1 (gene spel1). The coding region runs from base 166 to 2922 and encodes 918 amino acids. Gene Ontology annotation, biological process: mismatch repair; mitotic recombination. Gene Ontology annotation, molecular function: mismatched DNA binding; ATP-dependent DNA damage sensor activity; ATP binding. The transcript has 6 exons. The record is from RefSeq and is a predicted model, not a curated record. NCBI's taxonomy places the organism in Eukaryota, Metazoa, Arthropoda, Insecta, Diptera, Drosophilidae. Gene Ontology annotation, cellular component: MutSalpha complex; nucleus.